AUGGGCGGGAACCACUCCCACAAGCCCCCGGUGUUUGACGAGAAUGAGGAAGUCAACUUUGACCAUUUUCAGAUCCUACGGGCCAUUGGUAAAGGGAGUUUUGGGAAGGUCUGCAUCGUGCAGAAGCGAGACACUAAGAAAAUGUACGCGAUGAAGUACAUGAACAAGCAGAAGUGCAUCGAGAGGGACGAAGUCCAGAACGUCUUCCGGGAGCUCCAGAUCAUGCAGGGGCUGGAGCAUCCUUUCUUGGUCAAUCUGUGGUACUCCUUCCAGGACGAGGAGGACAUGUUCAUGGUGGUGGACCUACUGCUGGGAGGGGAUCUACGUUAUCACCUGCAACAGAACGUACAUUUCACAGAGGGGGCCGUGAAGCUCUACAUCUGCGAGCUGGCCCUGGCCCUGGAGUAUCUGCAGAGGUAUCACAUCAUCCACAGAGACAUCAAGCCAGACAACAUACUGCUGGAUGAACACGGACAUGUUCACAUCACAGACUUCAACAUAGCGACGGUCGUGAAAGGCACAGAAAAGGCUUCCUCCAUGGCCGGGACCAAACCCUACAUGGCCCCGGAAGUGUUCCAGGUGUAUGUGGACGGAGGCCCUGGGUACUCCUACCCCGUUGACUGGUGGUCCCUGGGUGUCACGGCCUAUGAGCUGCUGCGGGGCUGGAGGCCAUAUGAAAUCCACUCGGCCACCCCCAUUGAUGAGAUCCUCAACAUCUUCAAGGUGGAGCGUGUCCACUACUCCUCCACGUGGUGCAAGGGCAUGGUCGCCCUGCUGAAGAAGCUCCUGACCAAGGACCCCAAGAGCCGCCUGUCCAGCCUCGGUGACGUCCAGAGCGCACCCUACUUGGCCGACAUGAACUGGGACGCGGUGUGGGAGAAGGCCCUGAUGCCCGGCUUCGUACCCAAUAAAGGGAGACUGAACUGUGAUCCCACAUUUGAACUUGAAGAAAUGAUUCUUGAAUCCAAACCACUUCACAAAAAGAAGAAGAGGUUGGCAAAGAACAGGUCCAAAGAUGGCACGAAGGACAGCUGUCCUCUGAAUGGACACCUCCAGCAGUGCCUGGAGACAGUGCGGAAAGAAUUCAUCAUAUUCAACAGAGAGAAGUUGAGGAAGCAGCAAGGGCAGAGCGGCCAGCUCUUGGACACAGAAGGCCGAGCCGGGAGCCAGGCCCAGAGCAAGCUCCAGGACGGGUGUAACAACAACAUCCUGGCUCACGCCUGCUCCCGCGGCUGCAGCAGCUAAGCCACCACCUGUGGCUUCCAGCGGGACUGCACACACCUCUGCCCUGCCCACCAAAAGCCCCUCUCUGUGCCACGAUGGUCCCUGCCUCACCUCU
Messenger RNA from Lagenorhynchus albirostris (white-beaked dolphin), 1339 nucleotides. It is a transcript of the gene STK32B, whose product is annotated as serine/threonine kinase 32B. Gene Ontology annotation, molecular function: G protein-coupled receptor binding; G protein-coupled receptor kinase activity; ATP binding. The transcript has 12 exons. Gene Ontology annotation, biological process: G protein-coupled receptor signaling pathway; regulation of signal transduction; protein phosphorylation. The record is from RefSeq and is a predicted model, not a curated record. The coding region runs from base 1 to 1245 and encodes 414 amino acids. NCBI's taxonomy places the organism in Eukaryota, Metazoa, Chordata, Mammalia, Artiodactyla, Delphinidae.